AGCAGUGAUGAAUCUUAACAACGUCGACAACUCGAUAUUCACAAGUUACGCAGUAGGUUUGGAUGCAGGCAGUUUAUUUCGGCAAACAUCGACGACGUUACCAGCUUCGUCAAAGAUAAUCUGCACAAACGAGAGCAUAAAAGUUCCAACAGAAACAACGAGAGAAGAUGUUACGUUUAGCGGAAGUCUAGCUGAUGUAUACGAAAGAGCACUAAACAACGUUAUGAGUAUCAAACCGAGUUUCAAAAUGGACGAGAACCAGAAUGAUACUAUUUUGCAAGCGGAUAAGAGAUCCUUAGAAGAGACGUCAAGAAUCGUUCCUACCAGUGGUAAGCAUUCAGAGUCUUACAAAUCUCGCCUACAUCAAGGACUAUACACCAAAAGCAAACUAACCACGGAAAAUAAGUCCGCUUUUCAUGUCCCAGAGAAACGACAUAUGGUCAAUGGCAAAUCACGUUAUAGAAACUGGUCACGUGAGUACCAGUGGCCAUAUACAUUCAACCAUCCAGGGGAUUAUUACCCAUUUCUUCAACCCUCGACACCAAUAUACUCGGGUUACCGCUCCGUACCCGUGGAAAGGUUUGGUUACAUACCAGAACAGAGAAGACGAGAGUUGCCUGUUUACACACAUUUGAUGCCAUGGUCACAGUUAGAAAGAGACAAUCGGCCGAUGAGAUCAACCGAAGCAAUGUUUACGACUUCAUCAAGGUUUUGCGACGCAACUUCAAAAUUUUACAAUGGAAAGAUCAAACUCUUGGAAACAAAGAAGAUUCGAUCUGAAGAGAAUGUAGAGAAUAGUGCUGACAUAUGGUUAGAAAGGCCCAAUUUCCAACACAGUGCCGAAGCAAACAGCCACAAAAACGAUGACUUCAACAACGUAAAGACUCGACGCAUGCGCGCAGAUGAAAAGAAACUUGAUAUCAGUCACGUGAUGUCAAAGGUUGAUUUUAAAAGUCCUAAAGAAGAGUUUUUCUAUAGUUUGGGUCUCACUAAAAUAGACAAGUGAUAAUUACGUUUUAAGAAGCACGUGGUACAUAAGUUCAUAAGACAGAAAAUCGAUUAAAUAAGCAGGAAAUAAUGCAUUAUUAUGGUUUAUAAUAGUUUAAGAAAAUAUCUUUGAAAGAUUAUGUCAUCAAUGUGAAAAACAAAACAGAAAGUUGAUUAUGUUUAAAUUCGUCGAAAUGUUAUGGUUUAUUUAUUCCGUCAUAUCUCUAUCUUUUACGCAUUGUCAAAAUUUUAAAUUCUUCCCAAAUAAAAAACAUUGAAAAUCAUUUA
Xenia sp. Carnegie-2017 is the source of this 1275-nucleotide messenger RNA. RefSeq lists its product as uncharacterized. The record is from RefSeq and is a predicted model, not a curated record. The coding region runs from base 8 to 1006 and encodes 332 amino acids. The transcript has 2 exons. NCBI's taxonomy places the organism in Eukaryota, Metazoa, Cnidaria, Anthozoa, Malacalcyonacea, Xeniidae.